AAGAUAAGAUAAGAUACUUUUGGUAUCUUUUCUGUAUCUUAUAUCUUGUAAAAAUUUCGAAAAAAAAAUAGUAUCUUUAUCUUUAGGGUAAGCUCAUUUUAGCCUAAAGUUACCUAAAAGAUACAAGAUACUUUUGACCCCAUCUACCGGGAAAAAGUCAAGCUACCUGUAGCAAAUUUUAUUUAAAGUCAGUUUUCCGUCAUGCCUUUUUUCUUUGUCUGCUGCUACUAACCUGACAUGAGUACUGCUAGUCUGCUACUGACCACAGUACUGAAAUUACGACAGUUAAAUUCUUCUAACUAUCAAACAGGCUAUUGCGGUUUUUGCUGUUUAUUGCAGGCUUGCAGCACUUUUUUUUUCUUUUAUCCAACCAUCCUAUUAUCCCUAUAACAGUAGGAACUGUAACGUUCCACUUAUCAGGUAUAUAAAUUAAUUAAAACUCAUUAUCACAUUUACCCUAGGAAUUUGUUCUGAAAGGAUCAUGGAGGUAUUGCAGAGAGAGUGUGAUUUACAAUUUGGUCCCUUAACCAUGCUUUGUUAAAGUUGUAUUCUAUUCACAUGUUUUUUUUUCUUACAGGCCAUUGCGUUCAAAUUUAGUCCAACCAGGCUCCAAUGCUUGGUCCAAAAUGCCACCAAGAGUUACGAAGGCCUUUGGAAAAAGAAGUGGAACUAGAGUUUCUAGAGGUCGAGGCUCAGUUCAAACCAGGGAAGAAAACCUACGACAAAUUGUGGGCCAGCUUCCCAUUAGUGAUGCUCACCAGGAAUUGUUAGAUGAGGAAGGUGCAGAGGGAGGCAGUGAUGACAUUGUGGAUUUGGCAGAAUAUGAAAUCACAUCCGCUAGUGCUGAGCCUUUACCUCCACCAGGUGAACCAAUACCAAAAUUCACUGUUGAAUCAUGGAAAGCGAAAUGGAGACGAGAUUUUUUCUCAGAUUGGCGCUGGGCAGCGAAAAAGAAGGGCAAUGGCCAUCAGGUUUGGGCUCGCUGCAACACCGGGAAAUGGAAAACAAAAAACAAACAACACUACUAUUCAGAAUACAGCAAAUACGAAAAACGUAGUAGUGGAAUUGAUUCCAGCCAACCAACCCUUAACAGAUUUCAGCAGUUUUGUUCAACGACGAUGACAAAAGAACGACAGAAGAAACUCGAUAUCGAUCUCGGUUACUCAAUAGCGAUCGAUAAUAUUCCACUCAAUAUUUUGCGUCGGAAAAGGUUUCGAAGAUGGAUACAUUCAGGAAUGCCAGGAUACCAGUUACCAGGAAUCGAAAGGAUGAGAAAUGGCAUCAUACCCAGCCUUGUCCAUGCUACAAGAUGUAAGUUGCUUAAGAUCAUUAAGGACUCUUCUUCCUUCACGAUCAUUCUCGACAUUUGGUCGUCGAAAUCCAUGAUGGGAUUUAUCGGAUUUACCUGUCAUGCGGUGACGAAAACGUUCGAAAGAUACAUCCUAUUUCUUGGCGUGAAGAGAAUGAUUGGCAGACACACUGCCGAAAAUAUCUUAGCGGAAUAUGAGCACUUGCUUCGUGAUUGGGAAAUAGAUCGUUCACUAAUUGUUAUGGUAAAAACUGAUGGUGGUAGUAAUAUGGUUGCCAACACGUUCAUGAAUGAUAUACCUGGUUGGCAUAAUGAAGACGAAUUUUCCGCCAACGAUCAUCAAUCUGAUUAUGUUCCUGCACAACCUUCUACAAGUACAAGUAGUCCCUCAGAGUUAGAUAUUCUGGCAGCAGAAACUACGCAGUCAAUGGCCGAGAUCGAAAUUGCGGAUGCUACGGAAGGUGACCCAUUGUGGGUUUUGUUACAGGAGCUUGGUUUUAAUUUCUCAGAGACCGAACUGAACGACGAGGACGACGUUUCGGAGUUCCGCGAUUUAGAGAGGGACCUAGAAGAACAUUUACCUUCAACAGAAAGUACCUUCGAACCACUAGAUGACGACUACAUCCUUUAUUCAAGGCUUCGCUCAGACUGCGUAGCCCACAAGCUACAGUUAGUUAUAAAAGAUGGUUUUAAAACCCUUAGUGACGAAGCUGCUGGCGUUAUCUCCCAUGUGAGUAAAAUUGUAAACUCGGCUAGAAAAAGCGUAAAUGAUUCAGAUUUAAUCUACAACUUGGUUGGCUUUCGCCUGUCAAAAAAAAAUUCAACCCGAUGGAAUAGCACAUUAUAUGAACUGCAAAAUUUCCUCAAGGCAAUUCAAACUGAUACAGCUCUUCUCACACGCCUCAUGGCAGUAAAAAAGCACGGAACUCUUACUGCCUAUCAGCAAAUUGUGCUUAAGGAAAUCGUGGCCAUCCUCAAGCCGUUUGAAGCUGCAUCAAAUGAUUUUCAGGCGGACUUCGAAACCGUUGGAAAUGUUAUUCCUGCAUAUCUAGGUUUGAUGAACGCUCUUACUCUUACAGUCAGGGACAGGAACGGAGUACAGAUCCCGAAUCCAAAUAGCCGACUCACAACAUUGGUUAAAUUUUGCAAGGGCUUCGUGGCGGGAUUGCGAUUAUCUUUAGAACGACGUUUUUUAUUCAUCCUGCGCGAUGUCCAUUACGUUAUGGGCUCAAUAUUUGAUCCGAGGUUCAAGCUGGCUUGGAUUACGUUGGCAGGAUUGAACGAAACGGCCGUGGUAAAAGCGGUCGCUGCUGAAAUUGAGCUGCGAUAUCACAUUCUUCGUACUAGAAAAGUUGACAGUGUUUGUUUACCAAAUCCACAAACUCAAGUUCAAACAGACGAUGCCUGCGUUUCUCCUCCUAACAAUUUAGCCGGACCACCAUCAUCAACUCGCAAGAGACGAUUGAGUCAGUCCCUAUAUUCACCAGUAAUUGAGGUACCAAGACCUCGUUCGGUGAUUGGGCCUGCCAAAGCCUUGGAAGAGUUCGACGUUUAUUUGAAAGAAGACAUCAUAGACAUGGAAGUUCCAUUGGAUCCAAUGGAUCCCAACAGUGAGCUGUGUGUCACGAAGCCACUCGAGUUUUGGAAAGUUAAUCAAUAUCGCUUUCCGAUCCUUAGUGAAAUCGGAAGAGAUGUUGUAAGCGUGGCUGCAUCCUCAGGUUCUGUCGAACGGGCAUUCAGUGUGGCUUCCGAUAUAUUAACGGCCAAACGGUCUGCCAUGAAACCAGAUCUUUUUUCUAACUUAAUGCUCAUUAAGUGUAAUGCUGGACUUAACGUAGGCUCAUUUGAUGAAUAAAUGAAAAGUAAUGCU
Daphnia magna is the source of this 3179-nucleotide messenger RNA. RefSeq lists its product as uncharacterized. The record is from RefSeq and is a predicted model, not a curated record. Gene Ontology annotation, molecular function: protein dimerization activity. NCBI's taxonomy places the organism in Eukaryota, Metazoa, Arthropoda, Branchiopoda, Diplostraca, Daphniidae. The transcript has 8 exons. The coding region runs from base 627 to 3164 and encodes 845 amino acids.